Entamoeba dispar SAW760 is the source of this 345-nucleotide messenger RNA. RefSeq lists its product as uncharacterized. Bases 1 to 345 code for a protein of 114 amino acids. The record is from RefSeq and is a predicted model, not a curated record. Gene Ontology annotation, biological process: protein sumoylation. Gene Ontology annotation, cellular component: nucleus. Lineage: Eukaryota; Evosea; Mastigamoebida; Endamoebidae. Gene Ontology annotation, molecular function: ubiquitin-like protein ligase binding; protein tag activity. The transcript has a single exon.
AUGUCUGACGCACAACAUUCACCAUCUAAAGAUACCCCUAAAGAACCAGCAAAAGAUCCAGUAAAAGAUGAACCAACUAAAACAACAGAAAAACCUGUUAAUAAUGAACAGAUCAAUUUAAAAGUAGUGACUCAAGACUCAACUGAAGUCUUCUUCAAAAUUAAGAAAAAUACUCCAUUAAAGAAGUUAAUGGAAGCAUUUUGUAAUAAACAAGGAUUAAAUAUGUCAAGUGUUAGAUUUCUUUCUGAUGGUGUAAGAAUUACACCAGACAAAACUGCUUCAGAUCUUGGUUUACAAGAUGGAGAUGUUAUUGAUGCUAUGAUGAAUCAAGUUGGUGGGUUUUAA